This is a messenger RNA of Hermetia illucens (black soldier fly), 2562 nucleotides long. Its product is annotated as zinc finger protein 852-like. The coding region runs from base 383 to 2173 and encodes 596 amino acids. Gene Ontology annotation, molecular function: RNA polymerase II cis-regulatory region sequence-specific DNA binding; zinc ion binding; DNA-binding transcription factor activity. The record is from RefSeq and is a predicted model, not a curated record. Gene Ontology annotation, cellular component: nucleus. Gene Ontology annotation, biological process: regulation of transcription by RNA polymerase II. Lineage: Eukaryota; Metazoa; Arthropoda; Insecta; Diptera; Stratiomyidae. The transcript is spliced from 7 exons.
UUUUCCCAAGCUCGCAUUGACAUUUCCUGCAGAAAGCCGUCGACGUCCAUCGAAAAACCUCCACUGACGUUUGUUUUUCCUCCGAAGUGUGUUGGCCGAGUACAUUACCAGCAAAGAAUUUCAAAAUAAUCCAACCUGUUGGUGCCGAUUAAUUGCCAAAUACUCGAUCAAGUGCGUCCUGACCCACGCUAGAUAUUACUGAACGUGUGAAUUGACCCACAUUCCCGGUGAAUUAAUUGUGUGGCGUGGUUUCAGCAUUGCGCCAAAAGCCCGACACUUUGCGGGAGUAGACGCACGAACAUUUCUACUGGCGAACGGUCUGGUGCUGGUUUAUCUGUUUACCUCGCGGUUUUGUCCGGUCGGGCAGCUGAGAGCGCGCUAAAUGUCGGAGAUUUUAGUUAAUAAAUUGAAAGCCGACCGUGGAGCGGCCGCGAUUUGUCGAUUAUGCGCGACACUUCGAAAAGCCGAUUGUUUUGUCCAUAUCCGUGACCCGAACCUUAAUCUUAUUGCAAAGCUGGAGCGCUGCUGUCAGUUCACUUUGCCGGAAGACGAUCACCUGCCGGAAAACGUUUGCGUCGAUUGUGUGCAGACGUUACACAAUUGCUGGUCGUUCGCGGAGAAAGUUCAUGAAGCGCAGGAGUCCUUGCUGGCGUUGUACGCUGUGGAGGAUGUUGUUGUCGAGGAAAAGGAUGUUCAGCACAUACUGAAAAGGAAUCCAUCGCAUGAAGAAAUUUCGAAAACUUUACUGCGAAUUUUCCAAACCUCCGACACUACAAAAGAAAUAUCUGACGGAAGUUUAUCCCAGGAGUUGCCCAUUGACGGGAAGUCUAAAUCAUGCACGCUAGUGAUUGAAAAUGUUGACGGAGGGGACGAGACGGAUGGUUCUGUACCGGACAAUAUUAUUGAGGAAGAAUAUCCAGGAGAAACGGAAAUUCUCGAGGAUGAUACCGCGGAAUUCAUUGAGACGUCUUCGGAUCACGGGUUUAAUUCUAAAGUUGAAAUUAUCGAAACGUGGCGUGAUUAUCCUUGGACUUGUACGGAUUGUAGUAGCGUUUUUCCGGGAGUGCUUGAACUACGUGAACAUAUUCAAAAAGAACAUGAUUCCAAUGAGUGUACAUACGUUUGUGCGGAUUGCUCGAAAACUUAUACCAAAUAUUAUCUGUUUUUUAAUCACGUGAUGACCCAUCGGAGUCAUCUCAGGGUCUAUUGUGAUUUAUGCUCAGAUUUUUGUGAGCAAUCAGUGAUUUUGGCGAAACACCGCGAGGAACAUAAGAAUGAGGAUAAUGUUGCAUUAUGCUCAAUUUGUGCAAAGGCUUUCAAGAAUACAGUGUCCUUGUAUUCGCAUUUAAGGAGUCAUAAGCAAGAGCAAAUGUAUCGAUGCGAGGUUUGUGACAAGCGAUUUGGAACCAAACCCAAUUUGAAAGCACAUCAGAAGAUACAUUUUGGUCUUAAAGAAUUUGUGUGCGAUCAAUGCGGAAAGGGAUUUAUCCAGAAAGCCAAUUUAGAAGAACAUCUAAUAACACAUGUAAAUGAGACUCCAUUUGAGUGUAAUGAGUGCGGGAAAAGGUUCAAAACUUCUGCACGUCUGGCCAAACACAAGGGUGUACACUCGUCAGUACGUCCGCAUAAAUGUGAGGAAUGCGGUAAGGAAUUUCGUGAAAAGGAUACGUUGCGGGUACACAUGCGAAUACAUACAGGUGUAAUGCCUUACAAAUGUGAAUUUUGUGGUAAACGUUUUCGGUUUCGAAGUAUUUUGGUGACACAUCGACACCAGCACACCGGAGUAAGGCCAUAUUCGUGCCAGGAAUGCGAUCAUCACUUCACCAAUUGGCCCAACUACAACAAGCAUAUGAAACGGCGACACGGCGUGAGUGGCGGCACCAAAGCAACCCAGCCCAAUUCCGGAUUGAAUCAGGAAAAGACCUCGACCUCCGCUACCAAAUCGACAGAUUCGACAUCGGUACCGAUUAUUUCAUUUCAUUCGUAUUCAACCCCCGAAUUGGAUACAUCACCAUCGGAAUUGGAAAAAAUUUUAGGCGUUCCCGAUGCCAAGGACGAAGAUACAAAUGCUGAUGGUAAUGGUGGUCAGAUGAGGAGGGUCAACAGUGGGCGGAGAGGACUAGGAUCGAGGACAACGACGACAGCAUCAAGGUCCUUGGCUACUAAGCGAUGAGAAUUAUUAGUCGGAUAAAUUUCUUACGGGUUGAUUAGCCUAGUUCACUGCGUGGGAAUUUCGGAAUGCAAUUUUACGAAGAUUUAUCGGAGUGAAGUUAUUCGAUCCGUUUUUGUUUCGGGGGACGAAGUUGGUUUAGAUAGUAAUUAUCUUGUCUUAGUCGAUGAUGGGAUUUUGUAUCAAUAUUUUGUGUAGUUGGAUAGGCGCAUUAAUUAGGUUUAUGAGUAGAUAUUAGGAUUCAUUUGGGAUAUCUGAAAUGGAUACAAGUUGAUUUUUGUGUCCUGACAGUUGGAAUAGUAUCUAGCUUUAUUGACAAGACGAGUUAUGUGUACAGUUGUCUUAGAGUUAAGUAAAAUAUUGAUAGAAAGUGAAUUCAAUAAAUUUGAAAC